Aspergillus clavatus NRRL 1 is the source of this 1032-nucleotide messenger RNA. Its product is annotated as putative endoglucanase. The transcript has a single exon. The record is from RefSeq and is a predicted model, not a curated record. Bases 1 to 1032 code for a protein of 343 amino acids. NCBI's taxonomy places the organism in Eukaryota, Fungi, Ascomycota, Eurotiomycetes, Eurotiales, Aspergillaceae.
AUGUCUGUCACUAAGAUCGCUGGUAUCCUUCUCGGCUCCGCCGCCAUGGUCGCUGGUCACGGUUUCGUGACCGGUGCCGUUGUCGAUGGCACAUACCACACGGGUUAUCUUGUCAACAACUACCCCUACUCGAGCAACCCUCCCAAAACCAUUGGCUGGUCUGAGACCGCCACCGACCUCGGCUUUGUCGACGGCACUGGCUACGCCAGCGGCGACAUCAUUUGCCACAAGAACGCUAAGCCUGGAGCCCUCUCUGCGGACAUCAAGGCUGGUGGAAAGGUGGAGUUCCAAUGGACCCAGUGGCCCGAGUCUCACCACGGCCCUGUCAUCACUUAUAUGGCCAACUGCAAUGGCGACUGCGCCUCGGUUGACAAGUCUCAGCUGGAGUUCUUCAAGAUUGAGGAGAAGGGUCUCAUCGGCUCCGGACACUGGGCCUCGGAUGACCUGAUUGCCAACAACAACAGCUGGACCGUGACCGUCCCCAGCAGCCUGGCCGCUGGCAACUAUGUCAUGCGUCACGAGAUCAUUGGCCUCCACUCGGCUGGCAACGCGAACGGGGCCCAGAACUACCCCCAGUGCAUCAACCUCAAGGUUACCGGUGGUGGCAGCGACAAGCCUGUUGGCACCCUGGGCACCAAGCUCUACAAGGCCACCGACCCCGGUAUCCUUGUCAACAUCUACGGCAGCCUGACCUCCUACACGAUCCCCGGCCCUGCUCUCUGGACCGGUGCUUCUUCUGGCGGCUCCGAUGACAACGGUUCCACUCCCGCUUCCACUCCCACUCCCACCGCCGCCCCCUCCUCCACUGCUGCCCCCAGCGUGACCAUCACCAGCACCCCUGGACAGAAGACCCAGACCCCUGUCGCCACCCCCGCCCCGUCUACCCCCAGCUCGACCCCGGGUCUUCCCACCGACGGCAACCUGACCGACUACUUCAAGUCCCUGAGCCCUGAGCAGUUCCUCAGCGUCCUCAAGGAGACCUUUUCCUGGCUUGUUACCGAGAAGGUUCACGCUCGCUCCCUCUCUGCUUAG